Messenger RNA from Melopsittacus undulatus (budgerigar), 1928 nucleotides. Its product is annotated as S-adenosylmethionine synthase. NCBI's taxonomy places the organism in Eukaryota, Metazoa, Chordata, Aves, Psittaciformes, Psittaculidae. The record is from RefSeq and is a predicted model, not a curated record. Gene Ontology annotation, molecular function: ATP binding; methionine adenosyltransferase activity. Bases 55 to 1242 code for a protein of 395 amino acids. The transcript has 9 exons. Gene Ontology annotation, cellular component: methionine adenosyltransferase complex; cytosol. Gene Ontology annotation, biological process: S-adenosylmethionine biosynthetic process.
CGCGGCCGGAGGAGCUGCUGCCGGUCCCGCAUCGCCGCCGCCCCCCCCAGCGCCAUGAACGGACAGCUCAACGGCUUCCACGACGUGCUCAUCGACGAGGGCACCUUCCUCUUCACCUCCGAGUCCGUGGGCGAGGGGCACCCAGAUAAGAUCUGCGACCAGAUCAGUGACGCUGUCCUGGACGCUCACCUCAAGCAGGACCCCGAUGCCAAGGUGGCCUGUGAAACGGUGGCGAAGACAGGGAUGAUCCUGCUGGCCGGGGAGAUCACGUCCCGCGCGGCGGUGGAUUACCAGAAGGUGGUUCGGGACACCAUCAAACACAUCGGUUACGAUGACUCCUCCAAAGGCUUCGACUACAAGACGUGCAAUGUGCUGGUGGCUCUGGAGCAGCAGUCGCCUGACAUCGCUCAGGGUGUGCAUCUGGACCGCAGCGAGGAGGACAUCGGUGCUGGGGACCAGGGGCUGAUGUUCGGCUAUGCCACGGAUGAGACGGAGGAGUGCAUGCCCCUCACCAUCGUCCUGGCGCACAAGCUCAACGCCAAGCUGGCCGAGCUGCGCCGCAACGGCACCCUGCCCUGGCUGCGCCCCGACUCCAAGACGCAGGUGACAGUGCAGUACAUGCAGGACCGCGGCGCCGUCAUCCCCAUCCGCGUGCACACCAUCGUCAUCUCGGUGCAGCACGACGAGGACGUGUCCCUGGAUGAGAUGAGGGAUGCGCUCAAGGAGAAGGUCAUCAAAGCUGUGGUGCCAGCCAAGUACCUGGAUGAUGACACCAUCUACCACCUGCAGCCCAGCGGCCGCUUCGUCAUCGGGGGUCCCCAGGGUGACGCCGGCCUCACCGGCCGCAAGAUCAUCGUGGACACGUACGGGGGGUGGGGGGCUCACGGCGGCGGUGCCUUCUCGGGCAAGGACUACACCAAAGUGGACCGCUCGGCUGCCUACGCCGCGCGCUGGGUGGCCAAGUCCCUGGUGAAGGCCGGGCUGUGCCGCAGGGUGCUGGUGCAGGUGUCGUACGCCAUUGGGGUGUCCCACCCCUUGUCCAUCUCCAUCUUCCACUAUGGCACCUCCCAGAAGAGCGAGCGGGAGCUGCUGGACAUCGUCAAGAAGAACUUUGACCUUCGCCCCGGGGUGAUCGUCAGGGACCUGGACCUGAAGAAGCCCCUGUACCAGCGGACCGCAGCCUAUGGCCACUUCGGUAGGGACAGUUUCCCUUGGGAAGUGCCCAAAAAACUCAAGUACUGAGGCAGAUCCUGGCCCUUGUCAGGCUCUUCCCCCCACCCCGGCGGGCGUAGGCUACAGAGAAGCCCCUGGGCUCUGGGGGGUAAGAGCUGGGCCCCCCCCGGCCCCCCCAUGUCCCUCCCUAUUCCCUCUUGCCAUGGGUUCCAUGGGGACCACGUGUGGCCUCUGCCCCCCCAACCCCUCCGGCUGCUCUUGGAACCUGGUGGUGGCACAUCCGAGUUCAGAGAUGGCAAAACCCCCCCCGAGGGGGGGGUCACACCGUGUCCUGCCCCCCCCCACGGUGCAGAUGGAGCUGCGGGGGGGGGGGGGGUCCCUGCUGGUGCUGGACUUGUCCUAACCCUGAUUUUAACUGCUUAUCCCUCAGACACACAUGGGGGACACAAACACACACCUGGUGCUGGGGGGGGGACACGGUGUUAAAACCAACCCCCCCCCCCCCGGUGUGAGGAGGAAAACCCUUCGCUGGUUGUUUUAAGUUGUAUUUUUAGCCAACAACCGAAGUGACUCCACAACUGCACAACCCUCCCGGGGGGGGCUCGGAUGGAUCCGGGGGGGGGGGGGGCACUGAAAGCUUUGGGGGGGGGAUGUUGAUACUUGAACGUGUUUUUCUAGCGGUGUAUUUAUUGUGUGCUGAGGGGGGUGUGAGUACAGAGAAGCCCCCUUCACACGGCAGCUCUUGACCCCCCCCC